Messenger RNA from Microstroma glucosiphilum, 633 nucleotides. Its product is annotated as DJ-1. The record is from RefSeq and is a predicted model, not a curated record. Lineage: Eukaryota; Fungi; Basidiomycota; Exobasidiomycetes; Microstromatales; Microstromataceae. Gene Ontology annotation, cellular component: nucleus; cytosol. The transcript has 3 exons. Gene Ontology annotation, biological process: guanine deglycation, glyoxal removal; protein deglycation, glyoxal removal. The coding region runs from base 1 to 633 and encodes 210 amino acids. Gene Ontology annotation, molecular function: protein deglycase activity.
AUGUCCUCCAAAUCCGUCCUCAUCCUCCUCUCCCACGGGACCGAAGAGAUCGAGUUCGCAACAGUCUACGACGUUUGUGUUCGUGCCGGUCUCUCCCCCAAAUCCGUCUUCGUAGGUUCUUCCUCCCAAUCAGCCGAAGACCCCCAUGGCGUCUCCUCUUCGACGCCCGAAGCACCCUAUGCUGCCACUCUCUCGCGCGGGCUAAAGGUACUGCCGGACUUGAAGUUACCGGACUUGGCUGGGGGGAAGAAGGCGUUCGAGUUCGACGCAGUGGUUAUUCCUGGUGGAGCCGAGGGGGCAAAGACGAUUAGCGAGAAUGGCGAUGUACAGAGCCUCAUUGCAAAGUAUUAUGCAGAUGGGAAAGUCGUCGCAGCGAUUUGCGCGGGGGUGUUGGCAGUCAAGACGAGUGGGAUCGCAAAGGACUCGAAGCUGACGAGUCAUCCGAGCGUAAAGGAUGAGCUCUCCAAAGACUACCGCUACUCCGAGGACCGGAUCGUCAUUUCAGACAAUCUAAUCACAUCGCGCGGACCCGGCACCUCCCUCCUCUUCGCACUAAGUCUCGUCGAGAAGCUCCUUGGCCCAGAGAAGCGCGAGGAGAUUUCCGGACCGAUGAUCUUGUCCGAUAAGCUCUAG